AUGAAGAAAAUCGACAAAAUUUUGCCGCUGACCCUCACCAACAAUUUUCAUCUAUACAAAAGUUUAAAAAUAAAAUUUAAAAAAUUACAAGUAAUAUUACUUUUAAGUUUUGAACAUUCAUUAGAAGAAAGGCAUAAUGAAAGGGAUAAUGUUGGUAAUGUACAAGAUAGAAGGACAGCUUUUGCUGCUCCAACAAAUAAUAUUUUAAGACCACAACAAAAACAACCUUUUAAUUCUGUUGCAUUGAAUGGAGAAAAUAAACAAUUUUUUAAAAUUCAUUACCGAGAUGGAAUACAAAAAGCAAUUUUUGAUGAAACACAGAGACGUGCCCCACCUGAUUUUGAAUCAUCAAUAUUUGUUCCUUUAAUUUAUCGAAAUGAAACUUCUUCUGAGGAAGCUUCAAAUGAAAAGAAAAAAUUAUUUUUAACUUUAAGACCACAAAAAGUUCAACCGACUGUUAGGCCAUUAGUGGCACCUGAAUUAAUUGGGAGACAACAAAUUAGUGUUAGAACAACAAGUCCACGUCCAACAACUCCAAUAAUUGGAAGGCCCCCUUCACAACAAACAUUUGCUCAACUUGUCCCCUCACAAACAGUUCUUCCUAUUCAACCAACAACUAUCCGUCCAUUACCACAACCUAAUAGAAGACCUCCUCCACAACAACCCCAAUUCCCUCAACAAGGAUUUCAACAACAAUCCCGUUUUAUUUCAACACCCCCAACAACACAACAAACAAGUUUUCAAACAUCAAAUAACCCUAUACCAAAUGAAAACAUUGCAAGUAUUCGGACUGGGGUUUGCCAACAAAGUAUUUUCUAUACAACACAACAAGUUACCGGUGUUGAUAUUUUAAAAGCCUAUACUCACUUUGCUGUUGUUGUAUCUGUUGAUCAAUGUGCCCGAACUUGUCAUGAAUUUAAUUGUGAUGUUGCAAUUCUUGAUCCAAAUACUAGACAUUGCCAAUUUAACCCUUCAACAGCAUUUCGUCUUUCAACUGAAUGUCCACAAUGGCCGAAUCCUUUGUACAGGAAUAAUGCAGUUUUGGGCACUGAAUUAAUCAGAAUUCAAUGUAUAACAUGCCAGCGAAAGAAAAAACGUGUUGUAUUCCUUCCAAAUGCUCAACGAUUACCUCCAUUAGCUUUUGCAAAUUUACCUUCACCUAAUUUUAAUAAUCAACAACAACAAACUUUUAAUCUGAGACAUCCACAAUUUCCUCAAUUUAAUGAAAAUAAUCAAAAUAGUGAUUCUAUACAAAGAGUAGCUAAUGCUGUAAAAACAACAAAUUCCAACAGUUUUGGAAAAAAUCCUCUUAUUCGUCCGCCGAUUACUGCAAUGGGUAGAAGGACAGAAUUAGUAAGAGAUGGAUUUCAUAAAAUAAAUAGGCUAAUAAAAUCAGUAGAAGAAUAUUUUGAUUUAGAGAAUGAUAAUAGUAAUGAUGAAAUAAUAAAGAGGAAUGAAACUUUAAAUGAUGGAAAUGUCAUUCAAAGACCGAUAAUCGAGAAAAAAAAUUUAAGAAUAAAAGAAGUAACUUCUUGGCGUGAAGGCCAUCCACAAGGUGAUGGCUUUAGUCCUCUUAAAAUUAAUCCAUUGAGGAAUUGGAGAAGGCCUCCAAUCAUUAAAGAUAAUUUUGAGGACAUUAACAACAACAAUAAUCCUUUAUUCCCUUUACAGCCAAUUUUUCAUUCUACAGACAGUUUAUUGCUUAAAAGAGUAGAUGGGGGAAUAACUGCUGCUAAUGAAUUUUCUCUUUUGAGGAGAAGAAGAACAAAGCGAGAAAUGCUAUUUAAUUAA
Meloidogyne enterolobii is the source of this 1791-nucleotide messenger RNA. The record is from the annotation of a GenBank genome assembly. Lineage: Eukaryota; Metazoa; Nematoda; Chromadorea; Rhabditida; Meloidogynidae.